AUGCGCGCGGCGGAGCCACGGCCACGCGGAGAGCGCGUCCCCGCUGCCUCCCCGCUCCGCCCCGCGCAGGCGCAGCGGCGGCGCCUCGGCGGCUUCCGGGCGCGUUGGGGCCGCUCCGCCCUCUCUGCUGCCGCCGCCAUCAUGGUGUUCAAGCGCUUCGUGGAGAUCGGCAGAGUUGCCUUCAUCUCCUUCGGGCCACACGCUGGCAAGCUGGUGGCCAUCGUGGAUGUAAUUGACCAAAACAGGGCACUGGUGGAUGGCCCCUGCAGUGGUGUCAGGAGGCAGGCCAUGCCCUUCAAGUGCAUGCAGCUGACUGACUUUGUCCUCAAGUUCCCACACAGCGCUCGGCAGAAGUGUGUGCGACUUGCCUGGGAGAAGGAAAACAUAAAUGAGAAAUGGUCAGCGACAAGAUGGGCAAAGAAGAUUGAGGCCCGAGAAAAGAAAGCCAAAAUGACUGACUUUGAUCGCUACAAGGUGAUGAAAGCAAAGAAAAUGAGGAACAGAAUCAUCAAGCAUGAAAUGAAGAAGCUCCAGAAGAUCGCUGCUAAAAAAGCCAAGAAGCCUGGGAAGGCAGGGAAGGCACCAAAGGGCAAAAAGCCAGAGAAGGCACCCAAGGCCAAGAAGCCAGAGAAGGCACCAGCACCCAAGGCACAGAAGGCACAGAAAUAAAAUGAACUUCAUUAUGUGUAACUCUGUGUCCUUGUUCUAAUUUUAAAAUUACAAACAUUUGAUUUAAAUUUAAA
Melozone crissalis (California towhee) is the source of this 743-nucleotide messenger RNA. RefSeq names its product ribosomal protein L14 (gene RPL14). The record is from RefSeq and is a predicted model, not a curated record. Gene Ontology annotation, cellular component: cytosolic large ribosomal subunit; ribosome. Gene Ontology annotation, molecular function: RNA binding; structural constituent of ribosome. The coding region runs from base 1 to 669 and encodes 222 amino acids. The transcript has 6 exons. NCBI's taxonomy places the organism in Eukaryota, Metazoa, Chordata, Aves, Passeriformes, Passerellidae. Gene Ontology annotation, biological process: ribosomal large subunit biogenesis; translation.